Molecule: messenger RNA, 1575 nt
Organism: Adineta steineri
Lineage: Eukaryota; Metazoa; Rotifera; Eurotatoria; Adinetida; Adinetidae
Source: the annotation of a GenBank genome assembly
AUGUGUUUUUUACUUUUUCUUUCGCUUUCUUAUGUACUGUUAGGAUCGAAUGAUCGCAGUUUUUAUGCAAAUAAAAAGAAAUUACAGGAUUCUAUUGAAGACAUAAAUCGUUUUGCUAAAAUAGCUAAAGCAUUUCGUACAUAUCCAAAUGAUCAUAAUUUAACAAAAGAUGAAUCUGCUGCAAUUUAUAUUUAUACUAUGGAAAUGUCUGAUAAUUCAAAUAUUUAUCAAAUUUUAAAUCAAAUACUUCGCCUAGAAGAUCGAUUAAAAGUUCGUCCAUUGUUUGGAUAUUUAAAACUUUUAGAAUCUGCAACAUCAAAAUUACCUAACUUUAAAGGAAUUGUUUGGCGUGGUAUUGGUAAAGAUGUUACUAAAAGUUGUAAAAAAGAUCAAAAAAUUAUUUGGUGGAGUAUAAGUUCAUGUUCAAUAUCUAUUGAUGUUAUUUCUUCAUUCCUUAACAAAUCUUCUUCAAGUACAUUAUUUAUUAUUGAAUGCUCAAAUGGAAAAUCAAUUUCAUCAUAUACAAAUUAUUCAAUUGAAAAUGAAGUGAUUUUAAUGCCUGGAACAAUAUUUAAAAUUGUAGCUGAUCUAUUCAAUCAUCGAGGUGGAUUAAAUAUUAUUUAUUUAAAAGAAAUCAGUGAUGAUGAUGAACCAUCGAGACCACAAAAUCCAACGAUAUUAUUAAAUCAUUUUGAAUCAUUUCAACAGCAAGCUAUUUUAAUUAAUGAACUUGUUCAACCUUUUGCUGAAAUAUUAACGAAAUUUAAUACAAAUGUUAAUGAUUUACAAAGUUUUAUUGAUUAUAUUGAAUUAACAAAAACAUCAGAUAAUUCAUCGAUAUGUUCGAAUGGUGGUUAUCAAGAAAAUUUCGAAGGUAUUAUUUUUAUUAGUAAUCCAGAAUCACCUGCAUUCAUUCAGUUAACAAAUUCAUUAUUUAAAUUAUUAACUUAUUGUCAUACAUUACAUUCACCAAAUUCUCCAAUAGUACAAACAACAUUUUCAUUUUUUUCAACAAUGACCGAUGCUGAAAAAGCAGUUUAUCUUCAACAAGAAAAUAAUGAUGAAAUUAAUAUCUUAUCAUCAAUUCAAACAAAUUCAUUAGGUUUAUCUGCAAAUGAUCGUCGUUUACAUAAUCGAUUUCCUUCAUUUGUUGAUCGUUUACAAAUAUUAAUUGGAACUUAUUUUACAUUAAAACCUGAUUUAUAUCAAUUUAAUGAUUCAUUAUAUAUAAUAGGUACAACAUUAUUUUCAUCACUUGAUCAUUUACUAGAAUUUCGUUUACGAAAUAUAAUUCGUAAUUGUUUCUUACCAUUUGUUCGACAUUGUCCAACAAAUACAAUACUUAUUCCUAUCUUGGAAUCAUUACUUCCAUUUAUGUAUACAAAAUUAAAAGAUAAAUGGAAAAUAAUUACUGAACGACAAAGUAUGAAAGUAACAAAUGGAAAUGUUCAUGAAAAUAAUGAAGAUAUUUAUCAAACACAAGAUCGAUGUGAAGAAGAAGUUAUUGAAGAACAAGUAACAUGUUAUUUAACUCGUGAUUUUAUUGAUUUAAUCAAAGUUUUGUUAACACGCUAA